AUAAUUGAAGAAGAAAACAAAAAAGAAGCUGCUGAAGAAUUAGGAUUGCAUCAAGCUGCAGAUUUGGUUGUUACUGAUGAUGAAAACGAUGAAGCCGCUUACGAAUCUUGGAAACUUAGAGAAUUAAAGCGCAUUAAGAGAGAUAAGGAAGAAAAAGAAAGAUAUGAGAAAGAAAGAAUGGAAGUUGAAAGGAUCCAUAACUUAACAGAAGAAGAAAGAAGAUCUGAACAGAGAAACAAUCCAAGAACAAUUACAAAUAAAGCUGCAAAAGGAAAAUAUAAAUUUUUACAAAAAUAUUAUCAUCGUGGUGCCUUUUUCAUGGAUGAGGAGGAAAAUAUAUUCAAGAGAGAUUUUUCUGCUCCAACAUUGGAAGAUCAUUUUAACAAGACAAUCUUGCCAAAAGUUAUGCAGGUCAAAAACUUUGGGCGUUCUGGUCGUACAAAAUAUACACAUUUGGCCGAUCAAGACACCACUCUCUUUGAUUCCCCGUGGGUAAUAGAGACAACACAGAAUACAAAAUUUAGCAUGCAACAAGCUGGUGGAAUGAAACAAUUAUUUGAACGUCCUUCUGCCAAAAAACGCAAGAAGUGAAUGGAUGAAAUUUGUUCAAAAAAUAUUUGCAGUGACUGUAAAUUAUUUUAUAACAUCAGAUUAUGAAAAUGAAUGUUAAUUGGACAUCAGCAUUAUUCUGAUGUUAGUUUUAUUCUGUACAUAAGUCUGUAAUGAUUUUUUAAAAAAUAGUCCUGUAAAAUAUAUAAGUAAGAUUGAUUGAUUGAUUACAUUAAAAUUCAUAUACAUCAUGUCUCAACUGCCUAAUAAUUAAA
Molecule: messenger RNA, 824 nt
Organism: Centruroides sculpturatus (bark scorpion)
Lineage: Eukaryota; Metazoa; Arthropoda; Arachnida; Scorpiones; Buthidae
Product: microfibrillar-associated protein 1-like
Exons: 4
Biological process (GO): mRNA splicing, via spliceosome
Cellular component (GO): U2-type spliceosomal complex
Molecular function (GO): RNA binding
Source: RefSeq, a predicted model, not a curated record